This is a messenger RNA of Diplodia corticola, 2247 nucleotides long. Its product is annotated as p-loop containing nucleoside triphosphate hydrolase protein. Gene Ontology annotation, molecular function: ATP hydrolysis activity; ATP binding. Lineage: Eukaryota; Fungi; Ascomycota; Dothideomycetes; Botryosphaeriales; Botryosphaeriaceae. The record is from RefSeq and is a predicted model, not a curated record. The coding region runs from base 1 to 2247 and encodes 748 amino acids. The transcript has a single exon.
AUGGCGCCGCACAUGUACGACAGCUCGUCGUCCGAGCAUGCUGAUGCUCCGAAGCCAGUGACGCAGGCACAGAAAGACAGCACCAAGAACACCACACACUGCUGCUGCUGUUGCAGGAAAUCUUCCGAGCCGGUGGCAAACGGCGAAAAGGCGACAGAGACUAACGAGGAGAAGAGCGAAGAUGGCAAGGCAAAGGACGAGAAAGAGGAGGACAAGAAGGACAAGCCGGCAGAGACUUUGGAUCCUUCCAAGGUCGGCAUGUCGUGCGGUCUGAAGAACCUCUACUCCGGCAAGGAAGACAAGAGGGGCAGGUUCACCUGGGAAAAUUCUCCGCCCGAGGACAUCGGCAAGCCCGUUGAGAAUGCGGAGACGGCAAAGUGGGCACUCCUCGUGCGGAACAUCAAGGUGUACAACGACCCUCGAAAGGUCCUGGAGAUGCAUUCCAUCGUCAUCCAGAGUCCACUCUUGAAGAAGCUCCUGGAGCGCGUUCUCAAAGGCUACCCCGGCGUCACUGCUGGUUUGAAGCGGCUGGAAUUCGAUGGUCGUUUCCAGCCGCUCAUCCACAGGUGGCCCCAGCUGAAGCUCGCAGUCGAUGAGCUGGAUCCCAAUUCGAAAUCGGAAGAUGAGCGGACGACCAAGGAGCACGCUGGGGUGCUCCUUGACGUGCUGAACUCCGAGUUCAAGGACACCAUCGAAUCGUCCCAGGACUUGAUCUCCAAGUCCGUCAUGACCUAUGAGCAUCUGUGGACCCUGUUCCAGCCUGGCGCCAUCAUCUACUGCCGUAACGACGGCCAGGAGACUGCCAUGAAGCUCGAAAAUACCCGAUAUGGCUGCGACGAGAACCAGAGACCUACCUUUAUGGUACGUUGCAAGUACGUCGAUUGGAACGGCGCGCAGUUCGGAACAAGCCGCCUGAACAUCAAGAUCUACGGCUACGCAGGGACCAAGCCCAUCCACCAGCUUGCCGCAUAUCCGAUCGAGUAUCACCAAGACCCGGAAGGUCUGCGUAAGAGGCUGGUGGAGAGAGGCGCCAAGUUCGAGGCUCUCGCUGGCUCACACUACAAGGGGUACCACGGCCUUGCAUGGAAGGAGGACGGCUGGGGCAAGAAGCAGAAGUACAGCAUCAAGGGACGCGUGGUCAUUGAUACGUACGGCUGGAACCGUUUCGAGCCCAACUUCGCCAUCUACACCAACCCUCUGACGGACAAGCAAACGACGUCCGAAGGUCUCGCCGACACUUCCGGCGACGACGAGGCGGACGGCUACGACAGCGACAACAACUCUUACUGCGGCUCCGAAGUCCAGUACGAUGGCAUGCCCUGUGAUGGCGAUUUUGAGGACGAGAACGAGGAGACGAAGCGCCCCCGUCUCACUGAAGAGCAGAAGCUCAUCGCUACUCCGCUUGUCCGAGGCUACUCUCUCAAGUCGAAGCAAUGGCUGAACCUGUUUGUAAACAGCGUGCGUGAGAUCGAAUGGCAGACGAACGCCUUUGAGUCUCUCGUGCUGCCCUCCAACCAAAAGGAGUUGAUCCUCGGCUUCACCGAGACCCAGCGGAAGGUGAAGGCCUCAUUCGACGACGUCAUCGAGGGCAAGGGCAAGGGCAUCAUCCUCCUGCUUUGCGGCCCCCCCGGUGUAGGAAAGACGCUCACGGCCGAGUCGGUUGCCGAGGAGAUGCGCGUUCCGCUGUACAUGAUGUCCGCGGGCGACCUCGGCCUGGACCCCGGCUCGGUGGAGCAGAAGCUGUCGGACAUCCUGGAGAUGUGCACCAAGUGGAACGCCAUCCUGCUGCUCGACGAGGCGGACGUGUUCCUGGAGGAGCGCUCGCUGCACGAGCUGGAGCGGAACAAGCUGGUCACCAUCUUCCUGCGGAUCCUGGAGUACUACGAAGGCAUCAUGUUCCUGACGACGAACCGGGUGCAGACGUUCGACGCGGCCUUCCAGUCCCGCAUCCACAUCUCGCUCGAAUACCCCGAGCUCAGCGUCAGCUCCCGGCUUACCGUGUGGAACAACUUCCUGGCCGCGUCGCCCGAGAAGCAUGCCAUCACCGAGCGGCAGUUGGAUUCGCUGUCUCUCAUGAGCAUGAACGGGCGGCAGAUCAAGAACGUGCUCAAGACGGCGCAGCUGCUGGCGUCGAGGAAGGAGACGGCGCUGACGUACGACCACGUGUUGACCGUGUUGGAUGUCACGCAGCAUCUGCACAACGCCAACAGGGAAACCGAGAGGACCAAGUCGUCGAUCUUUUGCUGA